Molecule: messenger RNA, 1428 nt
Organism: Parastagonospora nodorum SN15
Lineage: Eukaryota; Fungi; Ascomycota; Dothideomycetes; Pleosporales; Phaeosphaeriaceae
Exons: 5
Coding region: 1-1428 (475 amino acids)
Molecular function (GO): flavin adenine dinucleotide binding; sarcosine oxidase activity; saccharopine oxidase activity
Source: RefSeq, a predicted model, not a curated record
AUGUCGCUUAACGUCGGCCAUUUUCCGCGCGCAGAACUGGCGGUGAUGAACGACAUCACCACUGCCUUUGACCCGGCUGCGUUUGCAAUCAACGCGUCGGGAAAGGCAACGAAAGUUCGCCGUCGCAAAGCUUUGCUCGAUAAGGAAACAACCUCCACGAAUGCCCCGCGCCUAGUCGCCAGCGACCACAACGACGAGGCCGAGAACGGCCCACAUGUGCUGACCAGCCAAAUUACCAUCCUUGAUCAGGACGCUUGGGACUCCGACAACCGAGUCGCUGCAUCUUGGGACUGGAACAAAGUCGUCCGCGCUGACUAUGACGACAAAGACAUUUUCAAGUCCGAUCCACUCUGGAAGCCAUACUUCCAUGAGACUGGCAUCUUCUGGGUCUGCCGGUCAGACUACGCGCAGGAAGUCAUCGACAACUACAAGGCACUUGGCCGCCAAGCGGAUCUGCAGGCUGUAUCCAUUGAGGAGGCAAAGAAGCUUUUUGGAGGCCUUUUUGAGGACGCAAACUAUGACGGCGCCAAAGAGGUGCUCGUAAACAAGACGAGUGGUUGGGCACAGGCUGGCGACUCGCUCAGAGCUAUCACCAAAUGGUCGAUUGAGAAUGGCGUCAAGUACAUCACACAGAAGGCUGAGAGCCUCGCCUUUGACAACAGUGGAACAUGCACUGGUGUCAAGACUGAGCAGGGAAACACCAUUUCCGCAUCACAUGUUAUCCUUUCCACCGGAGCCUACACCGCAAAGUUGCUCGAACAAGCUGCCAAGGCAAGCGGAAACACCAACCUCCGCGCAGGCUCAAGAAUCGUUGCUGGUGGUAUCACCACUGGUAUGACCACUCUUGAUGAUAAGUCAUACAAGCGUUUUGCCAAUAUGCCCGUUGGUGUACAAGGCUACACAGCAGCCCAGGGCCCAUUUAUUGGAAGCUUGCCACCCACCAAGGACCGUGAGCUCAAGUGGUGGGGUGAGAAGAUCUUCAAGAAUACACACGAGGUGCUACCUGGCCGCUUCGUAUCCGCGCCACCAUCUGGAAAGGACUACAACCACCAGUGGAACGUCCCUGGUCCUCUGAAGCAGGAUAUUGACCACGCCAACCACGUAUUCUAUGGCAAGAAUGGUGCGACAUGGAAGAUGGAGAAGCACCGUAUCUGCUGGGACGCUUUUACAACCUCAUCCGACUUCAUCAUUUCACCACAUGCCGGCGCCAAGGGUCUCUACGUCGCCACGUGCGGCUCUUUCCAUGGCUACAAGUUCUUCCCUGUCCUCGGCAAAUACGUCAUUCAAAUGCUCGAAGACGACCUCACGCCUGAACUCAAGGAGAAGUGGGCUUGGGACCGCGAACGACCUGCACCUAGCCUGAACCCUGACUGGCCCAGGUGGGAGAUGAACGACCUGCUCGACCAGUGGCCAAAGGCGAAGUUGUAA